Messenger RNA from Epinephelus moara (kelp grouper), 2592 nucleotides. Its product is annotated as extracellular calcium-sensing receptor-like. The transcript has 6 exons. Gene Ontology annotation, biological process: G protein-coupled receptor signaling pathway. Gene Ontology annotation, molecular function: G protein-coupled receptor activity. The record is from RefSeq and is a predicted model, not a curated record. The coding region runs from base 1 to 2592 and encodes 863 amino acids. Gene Ontology annotation, cellular component: membrane. NCBI's taxonomy places the organism in Eukaryota, Metazoa, Chordata, Actinopteri, Perciformes, Serranidae.
AUGUUGUCCAUGCAGAGGUGGCCAGAGAAGUGUUGGGCACUCUUACGGCUGUUGCUGGUGGUGUCUGUCUCUCAGGCUGAGGAGCUGGUGUGCAGACGGAGAGGGGAUCCUGAGAACCCCCAGCUAUCUACAGAUGGAGACAUUAUGUUGGGGGGAAUCUUCCCUUUUCACAGCAGCUGGAAAACCAGAGAGGACACCUACAUGCACAAACCACUGCCACUGCAAUGCACCAGUUUGAAUUUCAGAGGUUUCCAGUAUGCCCAGGCUAUGCGCUUUGCAAUAGAGGAGAUUAAUAACAGAACAGACCUGCUGCCUGGCAUCUCUCUGGGCUAUAAGAUCUAUGAUGCCUGUCGCUCCAUGGUCAGAGCUGUGAGAGUUACACUGGCUUUGACUAAUGGUAAUGAGGUGUUAUCUGCACCCUGGAAAGCACCUUGUGCCAGACCAGCCCAAGUGCAGGCCAUUAUUGGAGAGGCCUCUUCCUCUCCUUCCAUGGCUAUAGCCACUGUAAUCGGACCCUUUCAUAUGCCAAUGAUCAGCCACUUUGCCACUUGUGCUUGUCUCAGUGAUAAAACCAAGUACCCAUCCUUCCUCAGGACAAUACCCAGUGACGACUACCAGAGCAGAGCCCUGGCACAGUUGGUCAGACACUUUGGUUGGACUUGGGUCGGAGCUGUUAGAACAAAUGGUGAUUAUGGGAACAAUGGCAUGGCCACAUUUACAGAAACAGCCCAGCAGCUGGGCAUCUGUCUGGAGUACUCUGUGUCUUUGUUUAGAACAGAUCCACCAGACAAAAUACAAAAGAUAAUUGACAUUAUCAGAGCUUCCACUUCCAAGGUGAUUGUCACUUUCCUCUCCCCUGCUGAUAUCGACAUGCUAAUAUACGAGAUGUCUCACCACAACUUGACUGGGUACCAGUGGGUAGGGACUGAGGCCUGGAUUUUUGAUCCCCAAACUGCAGCCAUGGAUAAGCAUCACAUUCUGGAUGGUGCCAUAGGCCUGUCCAUCCCCAAAGCACAUGUCAGUGGCAUGAGAGAGUUCAUGUUGGAUGUGAAGCCUCUCAAUUCAUCUGGUGAUGAACUAUUUACACAGUUUUGGGAGAAAUUAUUCAGCUGUAAGUUCAAGCAGUCAAAGUCAUCAGCAGAGAAUCAGAGAGAAUGUACUGGACAUGAAGAUCUGACUGGAGUGCAGAACAGCUUCACUGAUAUGUCGCCCAUGCCGAUCUUUAACAACAUCUAUAAAGGAGUGUAUGCUGUGGCCCACGCACUUCAUCGAAUUCUCAGUUGUAAUAAAACAUGUAACAACAAGGUGCCGCUUGAUCCAUUUACGAUUUUACAACACAUAAAAAUGAUUCAUUUCAAAACAAAGGAAGGAGAUGAUGUUUACUUCAAUGAAAAUGGAGACCCAGCAGCAAAGUAUGAAAUUAUAAAUUGGCAGCCAAUAGAAAAUGGUAUUGUGGACUUUGUCACAGUUGGUUUUUAUGAUGCAUCUUUACCUGCAGACAAACAGCUGAAUCUGCAAAAUAAGUCUUUAAUUUGGGCAAACAACUCACAGCAGGUGCCUGUGUCACUUUGCAGUAAAAAGUGUCCUCCAGGAACUCGCAAGGUUCUCCAGAAAGGAAAGCCUGUCUGCUGCUAUGACUGUUUAACAUGUGCAGAGGGAGAAAUAAGCAACAUUACCGAUUCUAUCACCUGUGUGCAAUGCCACCCUGAGUUCUGGCCAAAUGAGAGAAGAGAUGCCUGUGUAAAGAAGGAGGCAGAUUUUUUAUCAUAUAAAGAGAUAAUGGGAGCACUGCUCACUGCAGCGUCCUUGCUGGGAACAUGCAUCACUGCUGUUGUGGCAUCCAUUUUUUUCAGAUACAGCAAAACUCCUGUUGUCAGAGCCAACAACUCUGAGCUGAGCUUCCUGCUGCUCUUCUCCUUGACUCUGUGUUUCCUGUGUUCUCUGACCUUCAUCGGCCGGCCCUCUAAGUGGUCCUGCAUGCUGCGACACACAGCAUUUGGCAUCACCUUUGUUCUCUGUAUCUCAUGUGUUCUGGGGAAAACUAUAGUGGUGUUAAUGGCCUUCAGGGCAACACGUCCUGGUAGUAAUGUGAUGAAAUGGUUUGGGCCUGCACAGCAGAGGCUCACUGUUCUGGCAUUCACUUUUGUACAAGUUAUCAUAUGUAUCCUCUGGUUAACAAUUUCACCUCCUUUUCCAUUCAAGAACUUUAAACAAUUUGAGGACAGAAUCAUCUUAGAGUGCACUCUGGGUUCAGCUGUAGGCUUUUGGGCUGUUCUUGGGUACAUUGGACUUCUGGCCAUGUUAUGUUUUAUUCUUGCUUUCCUGGCUCGGAAACUGCCUGAUAAUUUCAAUGAAGCCAAAUUUAUCACUUUUAGCAUGCUGAUAUUCUGUGCAGUAUGGAUUACCUUUAUUCCAGCAUAUGUCAGCUCCCCUGGGAAGUUCAGUGUUGCUGUGGAGAUAUUUGCUAUUCUGGCCUCCAGUUUUGGACUGCUCAUUUGUAUAUUUUUUCCAAAAUGUUAUAUUAUCUUAGUCAAACCUGAGAAGAAUACAAAAAAGAAUAUGAUGGGGAAAGGGGGACCAAAAACAUUUUGA